AUGUCGCAAAAAGGGAAGAAGAGCGCUGGCCCGGCCAAGGGCAAGAAGCCCGCCAAGGCCGGCGGCGAGAGCAAGACCGAGGAGGUUUUGCAGGCCGUGGUCCUCGCCGACUCGUUCCAAGACCGAUUCAAACCCUUUACCGUCGAGAAGCCGAGAUGCCUUCUGCCCCUCGCCAAUACCCCCCUCAUCGACUAUACGCUCGAAUUCCUGGCCAUGAAUGGCGUUGACGAGGUGUACAUCUACUGCGGCGCGCACACCGACCAGGUCGAAGAUUAUAUCAAUCGCUCGCGGUGGUCGACGUCCUCGCGAUCGUGCCCAUUUUCCGUUGUGCAGUUCGUCAGGGUAUCCGAUGCGCGGUCGGUCGGCGACGUCCUGCGCGACAUGGACAAGCGCUCCCUCGUCGACGGCGACUUCAUCCUUGUACACGGCGAUCUCGUAUCAAACAUCAUCCUGGACAAAGCUCUCGCGGCGCAUCGGAAGCGGAGAGAGGCCAGCGCCGCCAACAUCAUGACGACGGUCCUCCGCAGCGGCGGCCCUGGCGAGCACCGAACCAAGACGAACGGCAUUACGCCAAUCUUUGUCGUCGACUCCAAGACCAAGCGGCUGCUUCAUUACGACGAGAUGCACCCCCUGCAGAGCGACCACUACCUGGCCCUCGACCCUUUGAUCGCCGACGAGCUGUCUACGGAGUUUGAGGUGCGGUCGGACUUGAUUGACGCGCAGGUCGACAUCUGCACACCCGAGGUGCUGGCGCUGUGGUCCGAAAGCUUCGACUACGAGCUACCGCGGAGAAACUUCCUGCAUGGCGUCCUGAAAGACUGGGAGCUGAACGGCAAGAUGAUCUACGCCGAGAUUCUGGAAGACGGAUACGCCGCCCGGGCCAGCAACCUCCAGCAGUACGAUGCCAUCAGCCGCGACGUUCUCGGCCGGUGGGCGGCACCCUUCAUCCCGGAGGACAACUUGGUGCCCAAGCAGACCUACCAGCGACACGCCAACGGCCUCGUGAUGGAGGAGAGCGUUUCACAUGCGCACGACGCCCGGCUGACCGACGCCAUCAUCGGGAGACACACAACCAUCGGCUCUGGGAGCAGCAUCUCAAGUAGCGUCAUUGGCAAGGGCUGCAAAAUUGGCGCGAACGUUGUGGUGGAGAACUCGUACAUCUGGGACAAUGCCACAAUCGAGGACGGCGCCAGGAUAUCAUCAUCCAUCCUCGCAGACUCCGUCACUGUCGGCAAGAACUGCUCCAUCCCCAGCGGAUCUCUCGUCUCCCACAAGGUGCAAAUAAGCGACGGCAUCUCACUGGAUAAGGCGGCCGUGCUCUCGACAGUCACUGCCGAAGGGGAAGCCGUCGAGAAGGAUACCGCUCUCCUCGGCGCGAGCACCAACGCCGCCCCCUUCUUCGACCCGGAAGACGACGAGCUGGACGAGGAGGACCCGGCCCGCCUCCAAAAGUCGCUGCUCUACUCGCUCGCGGAAUUCAACCUCUCCACGUCCUCCAUCUCGACGCUGUCCUCGGACGUUCUCACCGACGACGAGGACGACCCCAACUUCCUGGGCGUCGGCGGCGGUGCCGGCUCUUCGCGCUCGCGCCUCUCCUCCUUCGCGUCGGACGACUCGGGCGGCCGGCUCUCCUUCCACGCCGACGCCGUGCACGGGCUUGUCGACGCCUUGCGCGCCGACUCGGGCGACUUCGACUCGGCCAAGCUCGAGUUCAUGGGCCUGCGCCUCGCCAACAACGCGUCGGACGCCAUGAUGCGCAAGGCCGUCGCCACGGCCUUUGCCCGCCGCGCCGCCGAGCUGCUCACCCCGGAGCACGGCGGCCUCGAGCCCAGCAAGGCCGCCGAGCGCGCCCUCACCGCCAGCAAGGGCGCCACCAAGUUCAUCGCCGAGGUGGGCGUCGGCGGUGGCGAGCCCGAGCAGGUCGAGUUCGCGCUCGCACUGCAGCGCGCCCUGCAGAGCCAGGUCGCCAAGAGCGCCGGCACUGCCGCGGACCAGGCCGGCCGGACGGGCACGCUGCUCGCCGCGCUCCUGCAGCAGCUCUACUCGCUCGACAUCCUCGAGGAGGAGGGUAUCCUCGGCUGGUGGGAGGACGAGCGGGCCGUCGACGGCGAGGGCAUGGCUGCGCUCAAGGAGAAGUGCAGGGUGCUGGUGGAGUGGCUGGAGAACGCCGAAGAGGAGGACGACAGCGACGAGGAGGAGAGCGACGACGAGUAG
Purpureocillium lilacinum is the source of this 2214-nucleotide messenger RNA. RefSeq lists its product as uncharacterized. Gene Ontology annotation, cellular component: eukaryotic translation initiation factor 2B complex. The record is from RefSeq and is a predicted model, not a curated record. Gene Ontology annotation, molecular function: translation initiation factor activity; translation initiation factor binding; guanyl-nucleotide exchange factor activity. Lineage: Eukaryota; Fungi; Ascomycota; Sordariomycetes; Hypocreales; Ophiocordycipitaceae.